GUCCUUUUACGUACAUAAUAGUACACGUAGAGAGAGAGAGAAACCCUAGGAAGGUCGACAAUGGCGAGUUUGGAGGACAUUCCUUCAGUAGAUCUCAUGACCGAGCUCUUGCGUCGCAUGAAGUGUUCUACCAAACCAGACAAACGCCUCAUUCUCGUCGGCCCACCUGGAUCUGGAAAAGGUACCCAAUCACCAAUUAUUAAGGAUGAGUACUGCUUAUGCCACUUGGCUACUGGUGAUAUGCUAAGGGCUGCUGUUGCUGCUAAAACUCCUCUUGGGAUUAUGGCCAAAGAGGCUAUGGACAAGGGAGAACUUGUUUCCGAUGACUUAGUUGUUGGGAUAAUCGAUGAAGCUUUGAAAAAGCCUUCGUGUCAAAAGGGUUUCAUCCUUGAUGGAUUUCCAAGGACUGUGGUCCAAGCACAGAAGCUUGAUGAGAUGCUUGAAAAACAUGGGGCUAAGGUUGAUAAGGUCCUCAACUUUGCAAUUGAUGAUGCAAUCUUGGAGGAGAGGAUUACUGGUCGCUGGAUCCACCCUUCGAGUGGUCGGUCCUACCACACAAAAUUUGCACCUCCUAAAGUUCCUGGUGUAGAUGAUGUCACGGGAGAACCUUUGAUUCAACGGAAAGAUGAUAAUGCAGCUGUUCUCAAAUCAAGGUUGGAAGCAUUUCAUAAACAAACCGAACCGGUAAUUGAUUACUAUACCAAGAAGAGUAUUGUUGCAAAUCUUCAUGCAGAGAAACCCCCAAAGGAUGUCACUGCUGAGGUUCAGAAGGUGCUCUCAUGAAAAGACAAUUUUAUUAACUUGAAAGUGGAUUAAACAUUUGAGAUUUGAAAGAUUUUUCACUCAUGUAUUUUUCCUAUAUUGUUAGAUCACUGACCCACAGGCGUUUCAUUUUGCUUUACUCAACUGUAUGCACCGGCUUUUGUCAGCCCUUGAAUUUGAUUUGAGUUAUGAAAUAAAAGUUUUACGGAUGUUAGUGAGUUUUUUU
Camellia sinensis is the source of this 988-nucleotide messenger RNA. The record is from RefSeq and is a predicted model, not a curated record. NCBI's taxonomy places the organism in Eukaryota, Viridiplantae, Streptophyta, Magnoliopsida, Ericales, Theaceae.